CACCACCGAUAAAACCCCCCACUGCUCUUCCACUCUCUUUCAUCCUUGAAGUUUCAUCUUGAAACAUAUUUUUUAUCCAACACACUUUUUUAUAAUUAAAAGUGGACUUGUACAUUGUGUAAACUAACAGUACGUAAUAGAGUCCCAGCAACAUGGACUACAACUUCCAUGUCAUGUUUGUUGUUUCACUACUAGUACUAGUCUCUUCUUUUUCUGUCAGGUCUCAUGGUGUUGUUUCAUCAAAAAAUAAUAAUCAUCUUCCCAUUUUAUCAUUUGAUGAAGGCUAUUCACAUUUGUUUGGUGAUACUAAUUUAAUUGUCUUAAGAGAUGGUAAAUCAGUUCACUUAUCCCUUGAUGAAAGAUCAGGUUCUGGAUUUGUGUCACAAGACCUGUAUCUACAUGGAUACUUCAGUGCAUCUAUCAAGCUUCCUGCUGAUUACACUGCUGGGGUGGUGGUUGCAUUUUAUAUGUCAAAUGGAGAUAUAUUUGAGAAAAACCAUGAUGAGGUUGACUUUGAGUUCUUGGGCAAUAUAAGAGGCAAAGAGUGGAGAAUUCAGACUAAUAUUUAUGGUAAUGGAAGCACAAAUGUUGGCAGAGAAGAGAGAUAUGGUCUUGGUUUUGAUCCUACUGAUGACUUUCAUGAGUAUAGCAUCCUUUGGACUCAAUCUCACAUUAUUUUUUACGUUGAUGAUGUCCCAAUAAGAGAGAUUAAACGUACGGAAUCAAUGGGAGGUGACUUCCCUUCAAAGCCGAUGACUUUAUACGCAACGAUAUGGGAUGCUUCAGAGUGGGCUACAAAUGGUGGCAAAUACAAGGUAAAUUACAAGUACGCCCCUUACAUUGCCCAGUUUUCCAACUUUGUCCUCCACGGAUGUAUGGUGGAUCCCAUCGAGCUCACGUCGGUUACAUGUGAAAAUCCCAAGUCUAUCCCAACGGGCAUCACUCCCUCACAAAGGGCGAAAAUGGACAGCUUUAGAAAGAAACAUAUGCAAUACUCAUACUGUUACGACAAAAGAAGAUACAAAACACUGCCUUCUGAGUGUGUGUAUAACCCUAAAGAAGCCGAGAGGUUGAAGAAGUUUGAUCCAGUGACGUUCGGUAGUGGUCGUGGCCGCCACCACGCGAAGAGCCACCGCCGCAGCCAUGCCGUGUCUAUUUAAAGAGGGAUGUAGUUACUAUAUAUUACUAUCAUUUUGUUUCUUCUUAUUUUAAAAUUUUGUUAUUUUGUUGGUCAUUUAGUGAUCCACUUUUUGUUAAUUUUUAUGUGCAUAAUGGUGGAAAAGCAUAUAAUUUGUUUAUGAUGAUCAUAAUUAUGUGGAAUAUGACUAAAUUAUAAAUGAUGAUAACCAUUUGUAAACCAUACUUUAUUAUAAAUAAUUUAUUUAUUGGCCCCA
Messenger RNA from Erigeron canadensis, 1394 nucleotides. RefSeq names its product probable xyloglucan endotransglucosylase/hydrolase protein 28. The record is from RefSeq and is a predicted model, not a curated record. Lineage: Eukaryota; Viridiplantae; Streptophyta; Magnoliopsida; Asterales; Asteraceae. Bases 153 to 1160 code for a protein of 335 amino acids. Gene Ontology annotation, biological process: cell wall biogenesis; xyloglucan metabolic process. Gene Ontology annotation, molecular function: hydrolase activity, hydrolyzing O-glycosyl compounds; xyloglucan:xyloglucosyl transferase activity. Gene Ontology annotation, cellular component: cell wall; apoplast. The transcript has 4 exons.